This is a messenger RNA of Centruroides sculpturatus (bark scorpion), 1470 nucleotides long. Its product is annotated as patched domain-containing protein 3-like. Bases 222 to 1322 code for a protein of 366 amino acids. NCBI's taxonomy places the organism in Eukaryota, Metazoa, Arthropoda, Arachnida, Scorpiones, Buthidae. The record is from RefSeq and is a predicted model, not a curated record. The transcript has 2 exons. Gene Ontology annotation, cellular component: membrane.
AAAAUAAAAAUUUUGCUGAAAAAAUCUUCUGUUUCGUGCGUCCUGAAGAUUCGAAGCAGAAAAAAGAUAAUCGCAGAGUUAGAUUUACUGAACUUCUAAAGAAUUUCAACGAGCUGAUAAGGAAGAAAGUGACGGGAUUAUUUAUUAUAUUAUUAUAUUUUACUUAUUUAGGAAUUUCGAUAUGGGGAUUGACAAAAUUUUCUUAUGAACAGGAAUUAGAAAUGAAUUUAGUACACGGUACUUAUCGACAUAAUUAUCACAAAACGAAUGAAAAGUACUAUAAUCAAUACAAGUACAGAUUACAGCUGUUCAUCACGCAGGAACUCGAUUAUUCAAAUCGCACAAUACAACAAAAUAUUGAAAAUAUGCUACAAAUUCUCGAAUCGAAUCCUCUGAUCGCUGGAUCAUUGACCGAAUCCUGGCUAAGAAGUUAUUUACAGUUUAUUUCGCAGAUUAAAUUUUAUUUCUACUUAACCGGAUAUAACGUGACAAAUUCGGAAGAUUUCCUUUUCGUUCUGCAUAAAUUAUUCUUACGCUUUCCAGAAGCGAAAAGAUUCAGACAAGACAUCGUUUUCGAUGAUUCCUUCACCAAAAUCAUUUCUUCUCGUUUCUUACUUCAAACGAAUAUUACAAACAACGGAAGUCAUUUCUACAAUCAGUUUAAACACCUUCAAGAAACGUUGAAUUCUUUCCCAUUCACCACUGUGGUAUAUCAUCCGUUGUUUUACUAUUUCGAUAUUAUUGACGCCAUACCUAAGAUAACAAUUCAGACUUUAUGUAUUGUGUCGAUCACCGUUUCUAUUAUAUCUGCCGUAUUGUUACCAAACGUCAUUUGCAUCGUGUGUGUAUUUUUCAGCAUAAUCUCGGUAGGAGUGGGUGUUUUGGGCUUCAUGUUUCUUUUUAAUCUCAGUUUCAAUGUGAACUCCUUUUCUGUAAUAAUUAUUGUUAUUGGAUAUUCUGUGGAUUACGCAGCACACGUUUCCUGCGCGUAUAUAUCGGCGAAAUCAAAUAGUCCGGAGAAACGAUUGCAGAAUGCAAUAAAUUUGACGGCAUUUCCCAUUAUACAAGGAAGUGUCACUACCAUUCUUGCCAUUGUAACAGUUCUAAACGUUUCGGAUAAAGGUCCAUUGUUAGCGACAAAAGUGAUUAUUUUAGCCUGUAUACUGGCUGGAAUUCACGGACUUACAUUUGUUCCAAUAAUUAUUUCGUUGAUCGACAGAGUUUUUCAAAAAUGUCUCCAUUUUAUAUUCAAGUGGAAAUGUUCAAAUUCCUUCAGUCCUAAUCAUACACAAAGUAUACAGUCAAUUCAGACGAAUAAAUAGAAGACUUAAUAAUUACAUUAUUGAUUAUAGUUAUAAGAUUUGUAAUAUGUUUCACGUUUAACAGUUGUAUUAAAUUUAUUAUUAUUAUUAUUUGAAUAUAUUUGUGUGGAUUUCACAUAAAAUGUGUUAUAAGUACUCUUUACAUAGA